Molecule: messenger RNA, 2939 nt
Organism: Anneissia japonica
Lineage: Eukaryota; Metazoa; Echinodermata; Crinoidea; Comatulida; Comatulidae
Product: sodium/potassium/calcium exchanger 3-like
Exons: 10
Coding region: 224-1810 (528 amino acids)
Biological process (GO): intracellular calcium ion homeostasis; calcium ion transmembrane transport
Cellular component (GO): membrane
Molecular function (GO): calcium, potassium:sodium antiporter activity; calcium channel activity
Source: RefSeq, a predicted model, not a curated record
GCACUAUAGCAUAAGGAUUGUCUGAAUGUAGAUACAGUCAGCUGUUUUUAACCAUGCAUUACUUUAUAUAGGCCUAGUAAAUCAGAUUAUCUACUUGGACCAAAUAUGAACGUUGAUUUUAGAUUUAUAUUUGAAUGUGAAAGGAAAUGUACUUGAGUAGCCAAUUAUAAUAUUAUAUCAACCCGGUCACUGACAAUGGAAACCGAAGUAAUUGAGUACACGAAUGGCCUUUUCAUCCAUUGCUGAUAAUAAACCUUUAAAAUACAGAAGACACAUUCGACAUAAGUCUCGGAAAAAGUAUGUAGCUCAUGGAAUUGUCAUUGCUGCAAUAACUUUUACCGCAACACUUUUCAUCAGCCGAAUUUUUGAUUCGCAUGGAACAUAUCUUCAAGUCAAGAAACGAGACUCAGGAAUUAAUGAAGUGAAAGAACUAAGUAGGAACUGUACUCCAUCAGCUGUUGAAAGUUUUCCGAGUGGAUUUUUUACCAAAGAGCAACGGCAAAGAGGAGCAGUCAUCAUCAAUUUUUUAGUGUCUUUUUAUAUAUUCGGUGCCUUGGCUGUUAUAUGUGAUGACUACUUCGUUCCAUCUCUCGAAGGAAUCACUGAAGGUCUUAACAUAUCUCCAGAUGUUGCCGGUGCCACCUUCAUGGCUGCAGGAAGUUCAGCACCGGAGCUGUUUACGUCAAUUAUCAGUGUUUUUAUAACUGGAGGCGAGAUUGGAAUAGGAACAAUCUUAGGUUCAGCAGUCUUCAAUUUGCUGUUUAUAAUUGGUAUUUGUGGCCUCCUCGCUGGCAUGGUCAUACGGUUACUAUUUUGGCCCAUGUUUCGUGAUUCCUUAUGUUACAUCAUCAGCAUCGUCGCUCUUGUCAUUGUGAUUUCUGAUGAGACGAUCCAAUGGUACGAAAGUCUUAUAUUAUUAAUACUAUACGUGGGCUAUAUUCUGCUAAUGUAUUUCAACGAAAGUCUGAAGAAUAUCAACAAUAGUAUUUUAAAUAUUAAUGGACACAUGCCACCGUCUGAAAAUAGCUCACUGAUCGAGAACCGUGAAGGCAAUGAUAUAACAUUGAUGAAUGAUAAGAAUCUACAAUGCAUUGAAGUAAAUUGCAGCAAUGGGAUAAGCAUGCACACGUCAUCGAAUAGCCUGCAAAUUAACGAAACCGACGAAUCUAAGGAGCAAGAUCAUAUUUUGGCGGUUCCCGAUGGUGUUGUUUGCCGUUGUAUAUGGCUCAUAGCCUUUCCAAUAUAUUUAUCAUUCUAUCUAACCAUUCCGGACUGCCGUCGAGUGCGUUGGAAAAGCUGGUACAUGAUUACGUUUCUGAAUUCCGUGAUAUACAUUGGUGGAUUAUCGUAUGUACUAGUGUGGAUGGUUUCAAUUAUUGGUGAUACAUUUAGCAUUGAUGAUUCUAUCAUGGGACUGACAUUACUUGCGGCGGGGACAAGCAUCCCUGACGCUAUGGCAAGUGUACUUGCCGCAAGAGACGGAUUUGGCGGCAUGGCAAUCUCGAAUUCGAUUGGUAGCAAUAUAUUUGAUAUUUUGCUCUGUCUAGGUUUACCAUGGUUCAUUCAAACAUUUAUUGUGGACUUCAAUGGAACAAUCGGUAUUCCAUCAUCGAGCCUUCUAUUCACUGCCAUCAUGUUACUCGCAACUAUGUUUGUAACGCUACUUGUGUUCUACUUACGGGGAGGCCAGCUUAACAAAUACACUGGAUCUCUUUUUAUUAUAGCCUACAUAAUAUUUCUCACAAUUUGCAUUCUACAUGAUACGAACAUAAUUGGCAAUGGUACAGCAAUUAUUACGUGCCCUACAUAAUGAAAGUCUUGUAACAGAUAUGAGAAUUAUCUUUUAAAAUAUAGAGUGAUAAGAGUGUACAAUUAAUUGUUAAAUGGUUGAAAUCAAGAUUUGUUUAUACCUAAAAUAUAUAUAGGGAGGACAACUUCAACCCCACUUGUUUAUAAUUAGAGACUAUAAUGGAACAAAAAAAAUGACACUAGUAUUCCGAGGCCUAGUAAUAUUAACUCGCUAGGAAUCAAACUAGUCUCCUGAUGUUGGCCUUUAACCAACAAUGGGGAUUUCGUUUCAAAUUCGAAUCCAAUUAGAGGCGACUGAUCACACUAUGCAGGUAUAGUAUGAUAUUAAACGAUCGAGAUAAAAUAUAUAUUACAUAGUAAAUACGAUAAUACACUUCUUAUUAAUUUUGAAUAUGAUAUAUCCCAAAUCUUUGCUAGCAUUGGCUAUGUAGAUGUUAAGUUUGAGAAUCGAUUUGAGCUCGGUAUCACCGGACUACUUAAUGAUCAAACCGUUAGCUAUGAAAAUAGAUUUAACGUUGCCUAUUAUGUAAUAAGAAUUCAGAUUAACUUAUAUUUACAAAUUUUCAUCUUAUAUUAUUUUGGAUUGUCAACACUGUUCUUAUUCUAUUGCUUAAUCGUAUAUACAUAUAAAGAAAUUUAUAAUAUUUAAGUUAUUGUUAUGAAUAGAAAAUAUAUUUACAAAAAAGAAAUGGAAUGCUCAUAAUAAAAAUUUUCUGUUGAAUUUUAAACUUCUCUAAUUUAAGUAAUAUAGGCCUAUGAAUUAUUAUUUUUGAGCCGAAUAUGUUAAAGAAAUAUUUAAUUGUUUAAUUUGGGUUUUCCAUUUCCAAGCUAUGCUUCAGGAAUUUCCCAUUUUUUUUGGUCUUCAAAAAUGAAUUUAUGUACAUUUAUAUAUUCGUUAAAUUAAAAAAAAUAUUUUGUCAUUGGCAUUGUCAUUAUUAUUUCACAGAAGCCUAUAUUUAAAAGAGCUCUUGUUGUUAUUACACCUGUUAAGGAAAUCAUAAGAAUUAUAAUGUGGGCAUCAAGCAUCUCUAGAUGGUUUAUGAUUUAUUUCUUCGUCAUACUCUGUAACAAUAACAACUUUAAAUACGACUUGCGUCGUCUUGAGACAAUUCAUUAUACAAAUAAAUAUA